AUGUAUUUUCCCAUAGGUUGGCCUAAAGUUCUAAAAAACUUGGGAACUGAUGCUCAGUUAAUUAGACAAAUAGUUUCUAAUAGAGAUAAAGUACUUUUUGCCGCCUUAAGUGAUGAAUGUUUAGUUGUAUGGUUUUGCAAGCCGACUGUACCAAUUGUGUAUCACAAGAGGAGUGCUGAAUCUCUACAGCGUCUUGGUGUCAAUGUAUGUGUGGAAUGGAAGCCAGAUUCAUCUAUGAUAUGUAUUUCGACUUCGGAGGGACAUUUGAUUUUAUACAAUGUAGAGGCACAGAAUGAACAAACAGCAUAUCAACAAUUCGAUCCCCCUACAGCUAGUCUCCGGAGGGACUCUGCAGAACUAUUUGUUAAGGAAGUCAUUCCUUCUUUGAAGAUUACCCUAUUUAAGGAAAUCUUAGUGUGGGAUGGACAGAUAACUAGGAUGUGUUGUAUAUCUGGCACAGAAAUACUUGUAUGCACAACACGGGCACAUCUAUUACGAUAUCGGUGGGACGGUACUCAGAACAGAGACUAUUGCCUUGACCUUGGUCGAAUACCUUUCUCAAUAAAUCAGCAGGUUUCUAAAGCCGAACCAAUUUUGGAAGACAAUACACAUGUCAAUGAUAUUGAAUACUCUCCGCUAGUUUGUGGUUUUGGUAUAACACUGAAUGAUGGGAGAGCUGCAUAUCUCACAGCACCGAACCUCAAGUUUGAUCCAAAUGCAGUACAAGGUAUUUGGGCGCAAGGUAUUGACGAUGCGACGUGCGUACGAGUCAACCAUAAAUUCCGACUUAUUGCUAUUGGUAGAAAAAACUCUCAAAUAGAUGUAUUCACAAUAGAUGAAGCGACAGGCGGUUUGGAGUUAUCACACACAAUGGUACUCAGUUCCAAAGACUUUCCCGGGGAUCCUGGACCUGUUAAAUGCAUGAGGUGGAGCGGCGAGGGCCGCGCGGUGGCGGCGAGCUGGGAGCGCGGCGGCGUGGCGCUGUGGAGCACGUUCGGCGCGCUGCUCAUGUGCUCGCUGGCCUGGGACUACGGGCUCGGCCACGACCUCGCGCGCCGCAACCCGCUCGUCGUCUGCUGCAUGGAGUGGGCGACUGAAGGUUAUCAAUUAUGGAUGGUUAAAGUAGAAGAAGAAUCGAAAACAAAUCUCAUACAAAUGGAUUUUGUGAAGAGUCCUCUUAGCGUCAAUCCUUGCAUGAGCAAUCAAAGGCAUCUGUACCUCCAAGCCGACGACAAGCUAUUCGUAAACCUAGAGGAUAAUCUCACGAGUCGAACGAAGCUGUCAAUAAUCGACUCGUCCUCGGAUGCGUUGCAAGAGAACGGGCAGGAGCCGCUGGAGUACGAUAGCAGGGCCAAGUACAAAGAAUUCGUUGACGACAAUGAGUGUAGGAAGCAGUGGAUUGUGCUACAGCUGCCGGCUGCAUAUAUCGCCACAAACUGGCCACUGAGGUUCAGCGCGGUGGACGCCAGCGGGCAGCACGUGUGCGUGGCGGGGCGCGCUGGCCUGGCGCACUACAGCUGCGCCGCGCGCCGCUGGAAGCUCUUCGGGAACGAGGCGCACGAGCGCGACUUCGUCGUCACGGCCGGCGUGCUCUGGUGGCGCGACUACAUCGUGGCCGGAUGUUACAGUAUCACGGACGGGCACGACGAGAUAAGAUUCUACCCACGAGACGCGAAGCUUGACAACAAGUUCGCCAAGAUCGUGCGCGUGCAGGCGCAGGUGUUCGUGCUCGAUAUCCUAGACGACCAGCUCGUGGUGUUCGGUGCCGACGCGCUCGUCACCAUCUACGAGCUCAUCAGAAUUGAUAACAAUGGCAACGUGGAAGUGCGUUGCGUCCAGGCGGUGGAUAUAUCGGCGCUGUCGCACCCGGCGUGCGUCGUGUCGGCGUCGCUGUGCCGGCUGCAGGACCCGCCGCCCGCGCAUCUCGCGCGCUCGCCCCGCCCCGACCCGCCCGCCGUGCCGGACUCGCUGGUAAUUAACGCAAGUGGAAAACUAAUGAUGGUGCAGAGAGAAGAAUAUGAUGUGGACGAAGAUAACAAUCCGGCGUACAGCUGCCUGCCGGCGACGGUGCUGGCGUCGUGCGUGGAGAGCGUGUGGGCGGGCGGCGGCGCGGGCGCGCGCAGCCAGCUGGCGCGCGCGCUGUGGCUGUGGUGCGGCGCGCUGGGCGCGCGCGUGUGGCUGCCGCUGGCGCCGCGCGAGCCCGCGCGCCGCGCCGACCCCGCGCGCCACACCUUCAUGGCCAAGCGGAUCAUGCUGCCCUUCCACCUCGACAUAUACCCGCUCACGAUCCUCUUUGAUGAUGCAAUCCUUCUGGGAGCUGAAAACGACACAGCACUAUACGCUUCUGACUCAAACUCGGUGUUUUCUUUGCCGUUUUGUGUCAUAAACAGAACGAGCCAGGUGUACCUGCACCAGAUCCUGCGCCAGCUGCUCCGCCGCAACCUGGGCUACCACGCGUGGGAGAUCGCGCGCUCGUGCGCCGCGCUGCCGUACUUCCCGCACUCGCUGGAGCUGCUGCUGCACGAGGUGCUGGAGGAGGAGGCCACCAGCAAGGAGCCGCUGCCCGACGCGCAGCUGCCCAGCGUCAUCGAGUUCGUUCACGAGUUCCCCGUCUACCUGCAGACGGUGGUACAAUGUGCGAGGAAAACAGAGAUAGCGUUGUGGGCGUAUUUGUUCUCCGCGGCCGGCAAGCCCAAGGAGUUGUUCCAAGAAUGUCUGCAGCGCAAGAUGUUGGAUACAGCUGCUUCAUAUCUUAUCAUAUUACAGAAUCUAGAAAGUUCGACGGUGAGCAGGCAGCUGGCGACGCAGUUGUUGGACACGGCGUUACAAGAGGAACGGUGGGAUCUGGCGCGAGAUCUUGUUCGCUUCCUGAGAGCUAUUGAUCCAAACGAUGUAGACUCACCGAGAAAUUCGAUUAAUGUUCAAACUAAAUAUGGGCAAAUAGUACAGUCGCAGACAGUCACUCCGAACGCAGAAGACUUGUCCGUUAUAUUGGGAAGCAUGCAGCUGGGCGCGGCGCGCGGCCGCAGCUUCAGCACGACGGCGGCGCCGCGCGAGCCGUCCCCGCCCGCGCCGCGCCGCAGCGCCGCCGCCGCCGCCGUGCAGCGCAAGAAGUCCGUGCCGGCGCGCAGCGACCGCGAGUCGUACGGCGGCACGGCGGAGGAGUUCUUCAUCGACGUGAUGAUCCAGCGGCACGCGCGCCAGCUGCUGGCGACGGCGCGGCUGCAGGCGCUGGGCCGGCUGGCGGCCGCGCUGGACCUGCACCUGGUGGCGUGGCUGGCGGGCGAGCGCGAGCGCGCCGCGCGCGUGGACGCGGCCGUGGCCUGCCUGCGCCGCCUGCACGAGGACUUCCGCUGGCCCUACCCCGCGCCGCAGGACGCCGACUACCCGCCGCGCAAGACCAGCGUCGUGCCCGCGCCCAGCAGCCCGGCGGCGGACGGCAGCCUGUGCGGCGACAGCGGCUACGUGUCGCUGUCGCUGCGGAACGCGCUGCCGCUGGCGCCCGGCGCGCCGCUGUCGCCCGCGCCGCUCAGCUCGGUGGGCGAGGGCAGCGUGGCGGAGGGCGGCGGCGUGGCGUGGGGCGCGGGCGACGGCGGCGACGCGGGCUCGCCCGACGAGCGGCGCUACGCCGCGCUCAUGGAGCGCCUGCACCAGCACCAGGCCGAGCGCGGCGACCACGCGGCGCACGUGCAGCUCAGGUACCUGCUGCAGCUGAUGACGGAGGCGAGCUGCGCCGAGUGGGCGCUGGUGGUGGCGGUGGCGCUGCGCGACGCGCUGGCCGUGCUGCGCUGCGUGGGCGCCGCGCGCGGGCCCGACGUGUCGCUGGCGGCUGCGCGCCGGCUGCGCGCCGCGCUGCUGGAGCUGCGCGCCUGGAGUGACGCCGAGUGCGUCGGCUACAAACCGUUCAUGGUGGCGAUUAGCAACCAGAUUCCUUAUCUGACAUCGAUCAUUAACAUACGGGAGCGCCGUAUCUCCUUAGCCCAAUCUCGCGCCCGAACCCCGAGCACCAAUUCUCUAACCGAACAAAAGCUCCCCCAGGAACCCAAAUUACCCCCUCCCCAAAAGGCUCAAGAAGUGUCCAAACAGUCAGUAAGAAAAGAUUCCCCUAUCACUAUGCCUGAACCAGAAACAGCAGAAGUCUUAACAACGCCGAGACCAGCGCUACCCCCGCGAGAAGAUCCGGCCUCCAAUUGUGCCAUAUCGUAAUCCAGUUAUAAAGUUUUGUAUAAUGUUAAUAAAAAAAGACAACUGAAAAAACUAAUAGUACUAGCGAUUUGAUUUAAUUUCAAUGUGUCUUGAUCGUAAUCAUUCGUCAAUAUUAUUUAAUUUGUGAAUUGGAAUCAAGUGAUUUAUGGUAAGUUUGAUAUGAUGAAUAUUUUUGUGAAAAAUUAUGAAUUUAUUACUUCAACAUUAACUAAAUAUUCUUAAAACUUCAACAUUAAUUAAAAAAUGUUGCUGAUUUGUACUUUUAUAAUUGCUUGAAACUAUAGAGAAUGGAGUAAUGAAGUCUUGAAUAAGUAAUUUAAUAAUCUAAAUAAAAUAUUAGAAACACG
Melitaea cinxia (Glanville fritillary) is the source of this 4553-nucleotide messenger RNA. It is a transcript of the gene Rich, whose product is annotated as guanine nucleotide exchange factor subunit Rich. The transcript is spliced from 26 exons. Gene Ontology annotation, biological process: intracellular protein transport; retrograde transport, endosome to Golgi. The coding region runs from base 1 to 4206 and encodes 1401 amino acids. Gene Ontology annotation, molecular function: protein binding. NCBI's taxonomy places the organism in Eukaryota, Metazoa, Arthropoda, Insecta, Lepidoptera, Nymphalidae. The record is from RefSeq and is a predicted model, not a curated record. Gene Ontology annotation, cellular component: cytosol; Ric1-Rgp1 guanyl-nucleotide exchange factor complex; Golgi membrane.